AUCCAGGCAGCAGCGCGGAUGACUCUGAACUUAACAAAAAACUUUGCUGAUCGAGGGGUUAGAGCAUCCGGAGAGAAACGUGAAUAAAGUAGCACGACUUUGCUGUUAAAUCACAGUAUGAGUCAGAUACAUAGUUUGUAGUGACGCGUGUACUGGUUUUAUGUUAAAAUAACUGCGGGUUGAAGAAGUGUAGACGGGACUAGCUUUCUCGGCGGAGUAGUACUAAUUGCACUACCGGUGCACAGUUCAAUGCUGAGCUCGAUCCAGGCACACAGUGCGCUAAAACUGCAGCGUUCAACUCCGGGAUGCUACUGUGUCACUAAUAAACAACUACUUUUUUUUUGCUAAACUAAACCUGUUCGCCAUCAUUUCUAGUUGGGUCGUGUGAAGAGCAGCUGUUCGUGUUGGGUUUAUUUUUUGUUUAUAUUUUUCUGGCACAAACGUCGGACUUCUCGACACAGUGGAAGGACUUUACUGAACUCAGAAAGAUGUCAAUUCUGCCUUUCACUCCCCCCAUUGUCAAAAGACUUCUGGGCUGGAAAAAGGGAGAGCAGAACGGUCAGGAGGAGAAAUGGUGUGAAAAAGCGGUGAAAAGUCUGGUGAAGAAGCUGAAGAAGACGGGACAACUGGACGAGCUGGAGAAAGCCAUCACCACCCAGAAUAUCAACACCAAAUGCAUCACUAUACCGAGGUCUCUGGAUGGCCGCCUGCAGGUUUCCCACAGAAAAGGUCUGCCCCACGUUAUUUACUGUCGUCUAUGGCGCUGGCCAGACCUGCAGUCCCACCAUGAGCUGCGGGCGGUGGAGUUGUGUGAGUACGCCUUCCACACGAAGAAGGACGAGGUGUGCGUCAACCCCUACCACUACCAGAGGGUAGAGACGCCAGUACUCCCUCCAGUGCUGGUGCCCAGACACACAGAAAUCCCCAGUGAGUUCCCGCCUCUGGAUGACUACAGCCACUCAAUCCCAGAAAACACCAACUUCCCCGCUGGCAUUGAGCCCCAGAGCAACUACAUACCAGAAACGCCACCACCAGGCUACCUCAGUGAGGAUGGAGAGACCAGCGAUCACCAGAUGACCCAUAGCAUGGACACAGGCUCCCCAAACCUGUCACCGAACCCUGUUUCACCCACACACAGCAACUUAGACCUUCAACCAGUGACAUACUGUGAGCCGGCUUUUUGGUGCUCUAUUUCCUACUACGAGUUGAACCAGCGGGUAGGAGAGACCUUCCACGCCUCACAGCCCUCGCUGACGGUGGACGGCUUCACAGAUCCCUCCAACUCAGAGCGUUUCUGCCUGGGCUUGUUGUCCAACGUCAACCGCAAUGCAGCUGUGGAGUUAACACGCAGACACAUCGGCCGCGGUGUGCGACUGUACUACAUCGGAGGAGAAGUGUUCGCCGAGUGUCUCAGUGACAGCGCUAUCUUUGUCCAGAGCCCCAAUUGUAACCAGCGCUACGGCUGGCACCCCGCCACCGUCUGCAAGAUCCCUCCAGGCUGCAACCUAAAGAUCUUCAACAACCAGGAGUUUGCUGCCCUUCUGGCCCAGUCAGUCAACCAAGGGUUUGAAGCUGUGUACCAACUCACCAGGAUGUGCACCAUCCGCAUGAGCUUCGUCAAGGGCUGGGGAGCCGAGUACAGGCGACAGACAGUGACCAGCACCCCCUGCUGGAUAGAGCUGCACCUGAACGGCCCCCUGCAGUGGCUCGACAAGGUGCUCACACAAAUGGGCUCCCCCAGCAUCCGCUGCUCCAGCGUCUCCUAGGGAAACCCUUCAUCCACCCACAUCCUGUACACCACAUCUUCUGUCAGUGACUAAAAACACAGACUGCACACAGACAACAACGGUUACACAAGUACAGAAAGAUGAUGAGCCCCCCCUCUUUCAGCCAAUCAUUAAACUAUUACUUUGUCCUUCCUCCCCACCAGCUUUCAGUAGCACUUUUUAUAUACAUGUUGUUUGUGGCAAAAGGGGACAAGUGCAUUAAUGCAGUACCAUGUUAGUAUGAUCUCCACUUAUCUUUGAUAUGUCUGGCAACCACAGUAAGUGCCAGAACGGCUGUAGCAAUGGGAGGAGGGUUUUUUCAAUUAAGAGAUUGUUAUUUUCUUCAUUAUUUUGUUAAAAAGAAAACUCAUGUUUCAUCAUUUUCAUGUUUUUUGUACACGUUCAAGUGAGCAAUGAAAUUUUUAAAAAAUGAAUUUAAUUUUUUAAGCAUUAAUAACAAUUUUGUAAAGCAUGUGUAAGAUCAUGUUAAAUACAUUUCACUUGACUUUGUUUCUGUAUUUGGGCAUUUGAUAGUUUAUGAAGACAUUUACAAAUGUGACCCAAUGAAAUGGAUUGAAAAUGCAUAAUUUCAUGAAAAAUGUUCAACCAGCCUUUUUAAACACUGUGUGAAGGAAUAUACUGUAAACCUAGUUAAUAAUACUGGUUUAGGGUUUUAUACUGUCAUCUUAAACCACCUUUGUUACAACAUGGUGUUUUACUGCAUGUUUUCUUUUAGAGGGAAACUAAUUAUAAAGAAAGGAGUCAGUUAGUCUUCAAAUUAAACUUUCUCCCCAUCUGAGAGCUGUAAACUGAGUUAACAGCAGCUGAGUCUCUUUCAGUUAUCGUAUGUUUUACAGCUUGUCAGCUCUUUGUAUAAUUACUAAAAUGAUCGGUGGUCAUUCCCCCUUUUUAAAUGUGCUCCGUCUUGUUGUAAUCAGUCCAGAUGUCCGGCCUGUCUGACACUGUUUAGACAGUAGAUUCAACUCACUGACGAGCCAUCUGAUGCGUCAGAGUAGAGCAGAAAAGAGUUACAAAUAUUAAAAGUCAUAUAUUAGUACUUAAAGACAGCGGCAUACAUCAAAUGCACUUUUGUUAAGUAAUAUUCUAGUGAUGUUGAGAAAGUAAAUUCAACCACAGUUAGUCUGCUACUCAGAAUGAAAUUUUCUCCUGCACAUGUACAGGAAAGCUUUGCAAAUUUGCAAAAUACUUUUGUCAACAUUGUAUUGUGUAACAGGUAGCAUAUACACAUCUCACGCUAUUCUGCACAUUUCCACAAAAUAACAAACUGAGGACACAACGUACAGAAGUUAGUAUACUUGUGUCUAAUAUGAGCACUCUGCCGAAGGCUUUGAAGUGGAAAGAGAGCAGGAAGAUAUCCGUGCUAUUUUAAUUUUCUCUCUCAGCAGCCCAUAACAUUGGUCUUUUUUCAGCCAUAAGUGAUAUCGACUUUUUUGCACACUCAGGACUGUAAAAAAAAACACACAACUGAAUUAUGUACAUAAUCCAGUGAAAAGGACAGAUGCAUGACUCUUGAGACUUUAAAGUGUAUUUUGCUACCAAUUAUUUUUGUAGGAAAAUAAGGUGAUAAUGUUUUUUGAUUUUUUUUUUUUUUUGUCGCUCCAAGUGUUUUUGCAUGACAAGACAGAAAUACUGCUGGCAGGUUUGUGGAUUAACAACCUUGUAUUUUUCUACCUGUGAAGACGAGGCAGUUUCAGUACAAAGCACAGCUUCUUACAAAGGGAAAUGUUUAGAUAGAUAGAGGCCUGUAGCUCCUCAGAAUCUCAUGUCCCUAUGUUUUUAGGUUAAUGUACAUGUAGUUUAUACAUGUGUUAUUAUGUGACCGUUAACCUUUAUAAUGUUGAUGGUUUUGCCAGCAGGAGAAGUAAAAAAAAUAAGGUGUGUUUAAAUAGGGGAAGAGCUAUUGCAGGAAUAGAGAAGCAGAGUCUUAGCUUUGGUCCCGUUUCCUUUCAGUCACCUGCUGUGGUGGAGGUGGUUCGAUUUCCUUCUGGCUCAAAAACACUAGAUAAUGACACAGUGGGUGAACAUGAACAACAUUUGAAUCCUUUCACAGUACUUAUUUACAUUAACCCAGUGUUUGAUGUUAAUGCCAGUCCAGUGGUGCUAAUAUUUAACAUUGUUGGGACUCAUGAGAACUGCAAAGCCAUGUAAAUUUCACUCUUAAAGCUGACAGGUUUUGAUGAUUCAAAUGAUGACGACUUUUAAACCGUCAAACUAUGAUGGAUUGUUUCAGAGACAGUAGCAUCUAUCAAUCUGAGACAACACAGCUCUGUGUAGAGCUUCUAGUGUUACCCAAUAGGGAUUUUUUUGCAAGCAAAUUUGUCAUUUUUAUACACUCUUCAAGUAAUAGUGCUUGUGUGUAUUUUUUUUUCUCCCCCCUUGUUUAAAUUGUUCACUGUAAUCGUUAUUAGUUGUGAUUUAUGCUUUUGUGCUCCAAAUUGGUCUCUUUAGAUGUCAUGUAUAAAAUUAUAUCCUUUAUUUUUCUUUGCCUAUAAAAAGUUGAUGUGAUGCUUUUUAUUUUUGUUUAUUAUUGUUGGUGUAUGAAUAAAAUAAUAAUAAUAAAAAAAGUGAUACUGGGCCCUCCAUGCCAAGUAAGAGGGAAACUGAUGCUGGGUAUAAUGAUACAUUUCAAACCACAUUUUAUUUCAGUUACUGCUCUGUUGUACAUCAAAGUUAUGGAAUAACAACAUUAGAAAUCACAAUUACAAAGUACUAACUUAAUUUUAUAGCUUGCCAAGUUUUGGUUGCAUGAAAUAUUCUUAGAUGCUCUUCUUACAUGCUCUGUCUGGAGACUUCUCAGGUUUUAGUCCUCUAUUUCCGUCUGUUGUUUGGGGAUUUCCUAGUCUGUGGCUGUCCUUUAGAAGCAGACAGAAACAGUAAUUACAGGCCCAAAGCAGACACUGUUGUUUCUCCACUUAUUGCUUCGUUACAAGCUAAUGCAGACCAUAACCAUCUCUGCUGUCACAGAGGCACAGCAGGGGUUUGAAUAUGAAGGCAGGCUUUGUUCUGAUGCCCUU
Molecule: messenger RNA, 4801 nt
Organism: Scomber japonicus (chub mackerel)
Lineage: Eukaryota; Metazoa; Chordata; Actinopteri; Scombriformes; Scombridae
Gene: smad3a
Product: SMAD family member 3a
Exons: 8
Coding region: 489-1766 (425 amino acids)
Biological process (GO): cell differentiation; SMAD protein signal transduction; transforming growth factor beta receptor signaling pathway
Cellular component (GO): heteromeric SMAD protein complex
Molecular function (GO): I-SMAD binding; RNA polymerase II cis-regulatory region sequence-specific DNA binding; DNA-binding transcription factor activity, RNA polymerase II-specific
Source: RefSeq, a predicted model, not a curated record